Molecule: messenger RNA, 750 nt
Organism: Calidris pugnax (ruff)
Lineage: Eukaryota; Metazoa; Chordata; Aves; Charadriiformes; Scolopacidae
Gene: PABPN1L
Product: poly(A) binding protein, nuclear 1-like (cytoplasmic)
Exons: 8
Coding region: 1-750 (249 amino acids)
Molecular function (GO): RNA binding
Source: RefSeq, a predicted model, not a curated record
AUGUUCGGGGGCCGGGCGAGUCCUCUCUUCCUGGGCACUUCAGGGAUCUGGUGGCAGGACACGCCGUCCCUGGCAGCAGUGGAGGCAUCCUGGGACGUGGCGAAGAUGGCAGCUCUGCGCAAGGCUGCAGGUGACAACUCAGACCUGAGUCACCUGGAGGGGGACAGCGCGGAGGAGCUGGCUGUGCCAGACCCAGAGCUGGAGGCCAUCAAAGCCAAAGUGCGGGAGAUGGAGGAGGAGGAUGAGAGGCUGAAGGAGUUGCAGCUGGAAGCUGAAAGCCGCUUCAUCAUGAGCUUAGAUGCAGGACUCUUCCCAAGGACAGCUGAGGAGAAGAAGGAGAUUGACCAGCGAUCCAUCUAUGUGGGCAAUGUGGAUUACGGGGGCACGGCAGAAGAGCUGGAGUCUCACUUCAACAGCUGUGGGCAGAUCAACCGAGUGACCAUCCUUUGCGACAAGUUCUCAGGGCAUCCCAAAGGAUAUGCCUACAUUGAGUUCCAAGAGAAGAGCUCUGUGAAGGCUGCGGUGGAGCUGGAUGAGAGCAUGUUCAGAGGCCGUGUCAUUAAGGUGCUGCCCAAGAGGACCAACAUGCCAGGCAUCAGCACCACUGACCGUGGGGGCUACCGGGGCCGCUUCCAAGCCUGGGGAGGGCUGGCCCAGCGGGGAGGCUACCAUGGAGGGCAGCAUCUGAGGGUGCGAGGGAGGACGUACAGGGGUCGGGCAAGGCUGCUGCCGUGGUAUUUUCCCUAUUAG